Trichogramma pretiosum is the source of this 619-nucleotide messenger RNA. RefSeq lists its product as uncharacterized. The record is from RefSeq and is a predicted model, not a curated record. The transcript is spliced from 3 exons. NCBI's taxonomy places the organism in Eukaryota, Metazoa, Arthropoda, Insecta, Hymenoptera, Trichogrammatidae. The coding region runs from base 52 to 522 and encodes 156 amino acids.
AUAGAAAAUCUACAAGACAUAGAAAUUUCUGGUUGUACUAUCAGCACAAAAAUGUUUCUGACCAUGGUUGAUGGCAAGGUGUUAUGUGCUUUAACAAAAACUUCCAGCCAAUCUUGUUGGGUCUGUGAAGCUACACCUUCACAAUUUAAAGAUAUCGAUGCCGUUCUUCGUCGCCCAGUAAAAGAAGAGUCACUGAAGUAUGGUUUUCCAGUUCUCCACGCUAAGAUUCGUUUCAUGGAAUGUGUUUUACACGUUGCAUAUCGCCUAGUGUUUAAAGAACCCCACUGGAGAGUUGAGCAAAAAAAUCAGGGCAUAAUGAACGAACAUAAAAAAUAUAUUCAAGAUGGGCUUUUUGGAACGCUAAAUGUGAAAGUCGAUCAUCCCACUCCGGGAUCGGGGAAUACCAAUAAUGGUAAUACCGCUAGAAAGUUUUUUGAAAAUAUCACGAAAGUAGCUGAAGUGACAGGUAAAUUCAUACACUAUAAUAAGGGUUGUAAAAAGUUCAAUUUAAAAAAUCUAUAAAUUCCAAAUAAUUGUGAUCUGUGAAUUACAAUUAUUUAAGUUCACAAAUCAAUAAAAUUUUUUGAUUAAAUUGAUUUUAAUUCACAAAUCAAAUUGA